Molecule: messenger RNA, 2142 nt
Organism: Aspergillus candidus
Lineage: Eukaryota; Fungi; Ascomycota; Eurotiomycetes; Eurotiales; Aspergillaceae
Product: succinate dehydrogenase [ubiquinone] flavoprotein subunit
Exons: 6
Coding region: 122-2065 (647 amino acids)
Biological process (GO): tricarboxylic acid cycle; mitochondrial electron transport, succinate to ubiquinone
Molecular function (GO): electron transfer activity; flavin adenine dinucleotide binding; succinate dehydrogenase (quinone) activity
Source: RefSeq, a predicted model, not a curated record
GUGCUGCUUGCGAGCACCAUCUCAGCCCUUCUUCUGCUGCCCUCCCCCCUCUCCACUCUUGUGAUAUCUCCUUCUUGGAAUCAUUGGAAAAGUGUCUCCUCUUUUCUUCUGAUCCGCAAUCAUGAGCUCCCUGAGCUUGCGGAGCCUGGCUCCUGCGCACAAGAUCUCCCGCGCCCUCCGGGAUCAGAGACGUCUCUUCUCCUCGUCGCGUCCGGCUGCCCGCAUCUUCGGCAAUGGACCCAUGCGCGCCAAGGAGGCCAAUGGCUACAUCUCCGACAAGUACCCCGUGAUUGAUCACGAGUACGAUGCCGUCGUUGUCGGUGCCGGUGGUGCCGGUCUGCGUGCCGCCUUCGGUCUUGCCGAGGCCGGCUUCAACACUGCCUGUGUUUCCAAGCUGUUCCCUACGAGAAGUCACACGGUCGCUGCUCAGGGUGGCAUCAACGCCGCCCUUGGAAACAUGCACCCCGACGACUGGAAGUGGCACAUGUACGAUACCGUCAAGGGCUCUGAUUGGCUGGGUGACCAGGACGCCAUCCACUACAUGACCCGUGAAGCCCCCGCCAGUAUCCGUGAGCUCGAGGGUUACGGAUGCCCCUUCUCGCGUACCGAGGACGGUCUGAUCUACCAGCGUGCCUUCGGUGGUCAGUCCAAGGAGUUCGGCAAGGGUGGCCAGGCCUACCGUUGCUGCGCCGUCGCGGACCGAACCGGCCACGCGCUGCUGCACACCCUCUACGGCCAGUCGCUGCGUCACAACACCAACUACUUCAUCGAAUACUUCGCCCUCGAUCUCCUGAUGGAGGACGGUGAGUGCCGCGGUAUCAUCGCCUACAACCAGGAGGACGGCACCCUGCACCGCUUCAAGGCCCACCACACCGUCCUGGCCACCGGUGGCUACGGCCGUGCCUACUUCAGCUGCACGUCCGCCCACACCUGCACGGGUGACGGUAUGGCCAUGGUGGCCCGUGCCGGUCUCCCCAACCAGGAUCUGGAGUUCGUCCAGUUCCACCCCACCGGUAUCUACGGUGCCGGCUGCCUGAUCACCGAGGGUGCCCGUGGUGAGGGUGGCUACCUGCUCAACUCCGAGGGUGAGCGUUUCAUGGAGCGGUACGCCCCGACCGCCAAGGAUCUGGCCUCGCGUGACGUCGUGUCGCGUUCGAUGACCCUGGAGAUCCGCGAGGGCCGCGGUGUCGGUCCCGAGAAGGACCACAUCUACCUGCAGCUGAGCCACCUGCCCGCCGAGCUGCUGCACGAGCGUCUGCCCGGUAUCUCCGAGACCGCCUCUAUCUUCGCCGGUGUCGACGUCACCAAGCAGCCCAUCCCCGUGCUGCCCACCGUCCACUACAACAUGGGUGGUAUCCCCACCAAGUACACCGGCGAGGUCGUGACCGUCGACGAGCAGGGCAAGGAUCAGGUCGUCCCCGGUCUGUACGCCUGCGGUGAGGCCGCGUGCGUGUCGGUGCACGGUGCCAACCGUCUGGGUGCCAACUCCCUGCUGGAUCUGGUCGUCUUCGGCCGUGCCGUGUCUCACCGCGUCCGCGACAUCGCCACCCCCGGCCAGCCCCAUAAGGAGCUGAGCUCCGACGCCGGUGCGCAGUCGAUCAAGGACCUGGACUUCGUCCGCAACGCCGAAGGCCCCAAGUCGACCCACGACAUCCGCAACGCCAUGCAGAAGUCCAUGCAGACUGACGUGUCCGUGUUCCGCACGCAGGCCAGUCUGGACGAGGGCGUCGAGAAGGUUACCGAGGUCGACUCCUGGUUCGACCAGGUCGGCACCAAGGACCGCAGCAUGAUCUGGAACUCUGAUCUGGUUGAGACUCUCGAGCUCCGCAACCUGCUGACUUGCGCUUCCCAAACCGCCAUCGCCGCCGCCAACCGCAAGGAGUCCCGUGGCGCCCACGCGCGCGAAGACUUCCCCGAGCGUGACGACGCGAACUGGAUGAAGCACACCUUGACGUGGCAGAAGGAGCCCCACGGCAAGGUGGACCUGAAGUACCGUGCGGUGGAGGCCAACACGCUGGACGAGGCGGAGUGCAAGCCCGUGCCGCCUUUCAAGCGUGUGUACUAAGCUGGCAGCAGAAGAGGCUUGAAGAAAAUCGGUGUUUAUUUUCCUGUGUUUAUAUGUAUAUCCUUGACUCACUUUUU